GAUGGGUGGGUGGGUGUUGGAUCAGUGACAGGUGGCGCUGGGGAGUUACCACGGCGAGCGGCUGGCUGGCUACAGUGUUUUGGUCAGCACUGGUCAAUCUUGCCCUACACGCUCUAUUAACCAGUGUUUCCGUCUUCCUGACACCUUCUUCCUGCACCAAGCACCGUCAAGCAUCACCAGAGAGGCACGAGUACGUAAGCUGGUCCGAAAUAGCAGUGGACCGAAAUUGCCUCAGCACAACAACAUGUCCACGAGAUGGUAUCCAUUGUAUCAAUUCGGAAACCCCCAGCUGAGGGUGUUCCUGCCCAACUUCUUCAUGAAACUUGUCAAGCCCCGUGACCCGCUGCCUGCCAACGUGGUCCAGUUCCACGUGUCGAUGCAGAUGACCAAGAUUGACAUCAAGAACUACCUGGAGAAGAUAUACAACAUCCCUGUGGAGCAUGUUGUCACCCACGUCAGGAUGGCCUCUGGAAACUAAUAUUUGUGAAUUUGAUGCUGUUUACUUCGUGGAGUGACUAGAGGGAAAGAGAGUGAAAGGAAAGGCGAGAAGAGAAUAAAGUGGAUGAGUGAGGAAGUGAAAGGAAAUGAGAGAAAAGCGAGGAAUAAAUAAAUGAAGGAGCGAAAGGCGAGUAAUAGGUAAGUGAAGGAGUGAAGGGAAAGGAGAGAAAGGCAAGGAACAUAGAAAUGGAGGAGUAAGGAAGUGAAUGAGGUAUUAACUUAGAGGAACAGACGAGAGCACUACAGAGGGAGUGACUGGCGUGUUAGCUUGAUAAAUAACUUAGAGCACGUAAAUAGAGACGAGGAGCAAACAAUUACAUCAUAUAGCAGCUGGAGGAUAAGAUGGAACACUAUUACAAAUUCAAUUAGGUGGAGAUAAAAAUAAAUAAAUAAAGUACCGUAAGAUAAAUAGAAAAAGAAAGACUGAAGGACGAAAUUUGGAAGAAUAAAAACACAAAUAAGUGCAGAAAUAAAAAAAAA
This is a messenger RNA of Scylla paramamosain (green mud crab), 978 nucleotides long. RefSeq names its product large ribosomal subunit protein uL23m-like. The coding region runs from base 245 to 478 and encodes 77 amino acids. NCBI's taxonomy places the organism in Eukaryota, Metazoa, Arthropoda, Malacostraca, Decapoda, Portunidae. The transcript has 4 exons. Gene Ontology annotation, molecular function: structural constituent of ribosome. The record is from RefSeq and is a predicted model, not a curated record. Gene Ontology annotation, biological process: mitochondrial translation. Gene Ontology annotation, cellular component: mitochondrial large ribosomal subunit; ribosome.